Ziziphus jujuba (common jujube) is the source of this 1755-nucleotide messenger RNA. RefSeq names its product probable 2-oxoglutarate-dependent dioxygenase SLC1. NCBI's taxonomy places the organism in Eukaryota, Viridiplantae, Streptophyta, Magnoliopsida, Rosales, Rhamnaceae. The transcript is spliced from 5 exons. Bases 211 to 1374 code for a protein of 387 amino acids. The record is from RefSeq and is a predicted model, not a curated record.
UCCCAAAACCUACCUACUUUUUACUGAUUUGCUAUUAUUACCAUAUGUACUUCCGAUUCCUUGUACCCUCUCCUAUAUUACAUAUAUAUAUAUAUAUAUAGAUAUAUUUGAAUUUGAGCACCAAUUCCUCGUUGAUGUUUCAUCACUUACCCAUUCCUUUCUUUCUCUCUUUCUCUCUUCGCAUCUCAAGAAGCUUUCGUUUUUCUGGAAAUGGGUUUUGCCAUUGAUGAAGAUGGUAGUAGAGAAAAUGAAAUGACGAUGUCGGAGAGUGGGGAAUACCAUAAGGGAGUGAAAUAUCUAUGUGGGAAUGGGAUAGCUAAAGUCCCUGCCAUGUAUAUAUUGCCUGUCUCAGAACGGCCUGAUAUUGAUCCAAGAAAUAUUAAUAUUGCCAGCAAUCAUAGCAUCAAUUUGCCCAUUAUUGAUUUUGCUCAGCUUCAAGGCACCAACAGAUCUCAGACUAUAGUUUCCCUUGCAAAAGCCUGCCAAGAAUAUGGAUUUUUCCAGUUGAUAAACCAUGGCAUUGAAGUGGAUUGUAUUGAUGGAAUAAGAGAUGUAAGUAAGAAAUUUUUUGGACUUCCAUACGAAGAGAGAUCCAAGUACAUGUCAAGGGAUAUGCAUUCCCCAGUUAGGUAUGGAACAAGCUUUAACCAAAACAAUGACAAAGUUUUCUGUUGGAGAGACUUCUUGAAGCUUAGCUGUCAUCCCUUAUCAGAAGUUCUUCCUUCCUGGCCCUCUUCUCCUCCUGAGCUAAGGCAAGCGGUGGCCAACUUCUCAAUGAAUACAAAAUCGUUGUAUCUAAAGUUAAUGGAGGCUAUGCUAGAGAGCCUGGGAUUAAUAGAAACCACAGCGAACGGGAUUAAUAAUGGAAAAGAGAGUAGUAGUAGUAGUAGUAGUAGUAGUACAAUGGAAUUUGAAGAUGGAAGCCAAUUGAUAGUGAUGAAUUGCUACCCUUCAUGCCCUGAACCUGAAUUAACACUAGGGAUACCACCCCAUUCCGACUAUGGCUUUCUUACUCUUCUUCUUCAAGACCAACAGGUUCAGGGUCUUCAAAUUCAACAUCAACAAGAAUGGGUCAAUGUGGAACCACUUCCUAAUUCUUUCAUUGUCAAUGUUGGUGAUCAUCUCGAGAUAUUCAGCAAUGGAAGAUACAAGAGUGUGCUCCACAGGGUAGUAGUAAAUUCAUACAAGUCACGGAUCUCUGUUGCUUCAUUGCAUAGCCUUCCAUUUGAUGCCGUUGUUCGACCAUCACCAAAACUCAUUGACAUAUCCAAUCCAAGACGUUACAAGGACACCGACUUUUCCAAUUUCCUCCACUAUAUUGCAUCCCGUGAGCACAACACCAAGAAUUUCCUGGACUCUAGGAAAUUGACUUGAUCAUCAUGAUCAUUUUAUCAGAUUAAUACACCAUUGGCCAAAAAAGUCUUGGGGUUUUGACUUUUUAGGAUUACCAAAUGACAGCAAAUCUUACUUGUAUUAAUUAAUAAAUUUGGUUUUCAAAUUUGUCUUCAACGAGAUCAAGGCUUAUACUAUUUAUGCUCAAUAAAUAAAAUAUUUGAAUUAUUUGCCUCCUAAGUUCUUCCUUGUUCAGUACGGCUCACUUGAAAUUAAUUCAUCUACUACCAACCUAGGCCUUGCCCCACAACCAUGUUUGUAUAAUUUUCCAUGUGUAUGAUAGUUGGAAUGUAUUGUGUGUGUGUAUAUAUCUAUAUGUACAUAUAUAUAUGAAACUAGAUUUAAAUUAUAAUUGAGGUGUCA